CGCUGUCUAUCGGAAGCAUGCCUGGAGGCCGCAAUGGCGGGCGGCAGUCCGCGUCUUCUUCCUCGUCUUCGCGCCACGCACCGCCGCCGCUGCCCUUCGACCGCAGUCUAAAUGAACCUAUUCGUGUCUAUCCCCCCGAGCUUGGUCGUAGCUCCCCACUUGCCGCGCUGCAGUCGCUACAAAACAAGAACGUGGCAGUCGUUGGAUUUCUUAGCACCAGUUCAUCGUCUUCCUCGCACACUUUCGCCUUUGCCAACCGUGUCAUCGGGCGCAACGUGUUUCGAGAUGACGAAAUGCAAAACGCGACGACAGUGAAGGAUGUCAGACUGCCAGCAAGUGUUCACCUCUACUACGACGACGUGGCAAGAUGCAUCUAUCUACUGGGUUUGGUACGGCCUGACAGUGUGUGCUACAGUCCACAAGCAACCAAAAUGGGGACGCCAAAUAGCAGUAACAGGAACAAACCGUCGGCUCGAAGACAAUCGACGACUGGAGACGAAGUUGAUGAGCAGUCGCCACUAAAUGAGACGCAACGGAUUCGCAACGAGAUGGAUACGUUUGAGCGUGAAAAGCUUAAGAUGCAAGUGCUGCUCUACUCCAGCUGCAAUAUGCUAAUAGUGAUGAAGGAAGAUGCACGAGUCACAACGAACGUACUGAAAGAGGUUCGUACAAUGGCUAUGGAGAAGGCUCAGCUGCAGAGUUUUGUACCGACGUCGACCAAGCAUUCCAAGCGCGAUAGCAACCACUCGAAGAGCUCGUCGUCUUCGAGUGGAGGUGGGAAUGCUUUUGCUCCUGGUCGCUGUGUCCCGUUAGUGGUGUAUGUUGUUCCAGCACCCGACGAGAUCUUGCAUGUUUCGAUGAAGACGCAGGGAUCUGGACCCUUACGCUCAGCAACAGUAACAUACUGCAAGUCGCUAGAGACGCGCUUAACGACUCUGUUCCGAUCUUUGCGUGCUAGUACCGUUGGGUCCUGCCGCAUGCGUGACGCGCUUAGUGCAGCGAAUCUAAGCAAGGAACGGCGGGUGUUCAACUUGGAUCCUUCACACAGCGUAGUCGUGGUUUCUAGACGUACUGCCACAACUGAUGGACGACCAGAGGCGCUGUUGGAGAAUCUUCUGGACGCAUUGGACUCGGAUAUCAGCGCAGACGACGUCUUGAACGAUACCUCACUGUUGCAACCGCUGGCAGAUGACGACAUGGGACUUCCGCGUCUGAAUCAGUACGUGCAAAAGUAUAUCGAUCUACUCUUCUCAUUCUCUCCAAGUGGCAGCAAGGAAGGUGGGCGGACUGAACUGCUGAGUCCGCCACAAUGGCUAAAGGCCUUCCACGCGUUGAUCAAGAGCUACAGCCGGCUGGAAUUCAAGAGGAGACAAGAGACAACUGCACUCGAAACUUUGGACAAUGACAUCACGUCGGAUUACCUUGCUCCGGCGUCGCUAGCGACGUACCACUUCGAUCCGAUGGAGCCGACACGGUAGAUCGCCAUGAUUUCGUCAGAUGGCUACACUUGUUGACAAAUACGGAUCAUUGACCUGUUAUAAUGAAUAUACUAUGAUGAAUGGAGGGUUUAAUGGGUAGGACAAAAACCUACAAAACAGGUCACAAAAGUUACACG
Messenger RNA from Phytophthora nicotianae INRA-310, 1615 nucleotides. RefSeq lists its product as hypothetical. The transcript has a single exon. The record is from RefSeq and is a predicted model, not a curated record. The coding region runs from base 18 to 1478 and encodes 486 amino acids. NCBI's taxonomy places the organism in Eukaryota, Oomycota, Peronosporomycetes, Peronosporales, Peronosporaceae. Gene Ontology annotation, biological process: nuclear-transcribed mRNA catabolic process, nonsense-mediated decay.